AGGGUUUCCUCAUCAUCUCACUGUUUUCCCCCAACCAAACCCUAAAAUACAUUCCCUGUGUAUAUAUAGAUGAUAUAGCUAGCACACACACUCAGCCGCGCCUCCUCUACAACAACUGUUUUCUCUCUCUCCCUCUCUCUGUACUAGUACAAUCGCAAUCACUUCCAUUUCCAAUUAAUCACAUCUGUUUCUGUCUGUUGAAAUAAACAACCCUUAGUUCCAUUUUCAAUCAAUAACCCAUCAAACACAUUAAUAUCAUUUGUUCAGCCAUGGAUUUCCAAAGUCUUUCGAGGAAAGAACUCCAAACCCUAUGCAAGAAGAACAAAAUCCCAGCAAAUAUUACCAACAUCGCCAUGGUCGACGCUCUCAAAGCUCUUGAGAUUAUCGAAGGAAUCGAAGAGAUCUUGAAACCGUCCGAGUCUGAAACUGUACAGUCUUCUAUCGAGUCACCAGAAAGGAUGACGAUAGCCUCGUCCGGUGUUUCUCGUACCGGUGGUAGAACAUCUACUCGGCGAAAAGCGAUCAAAGAAGAACCAGAGAGUUCACAGAUUUGCACUAGGACGACUCGCCGUGCAACGCGAAGAACACUCGCUUCUGAGGUGGAGGAAGCAAAGGUUGAUGUGUCUGAGACCCCGGCUGUGGCUCCAGGAACUCGAAAGAGAGUGCCGGUGGCUUCAGCUCGUCGGGAGGUGGAGACUCAGUUGAAGGAAGGUGAAGAAGAUCAGAAAAUUGGGGAUCAAAUGGUUCAUGAUAAGAAGGAUGUGCCGGAAACCCCAGCUGCCACAACUGGCCGGAGACGGGGAACUUUGGCCUCGGCUCGUCUGAAGAUAGAGACGGACUUGGGAAAGGAAAAGGGGAGCUCAGUACGGCGAGUGUACAGCACAAGGAGAUCAGUUAGGAUGUCUGAGACGAAAAUGGAAGAGCCUAAUAAGAAGCAAAACAAAAGAAAUGAGGAAGUUUCCCACAAUACAGGACUUGAUAUGCAGAAGGUUUCUGAAGAGACUAUUGAGGAAACCAACGAUUCAGAAGUUCUUUCAGGUCAAAAAUCGGAUGCAUUUGCUGAGAAUGAAAGAUAUGGUGAUGAUCAGAAGAGUACGGGAGACAGCCAUCUAGUGGGUGAUUCAAAUGCGAUACCCGAAGAGAUUUCUGCGGUAUUUGAAAAAAAACUGGUUAUUUCAGUUUCAGCUGAACACCCCAACAAGCUGAUAAUAGAGAAAGACAGAGAUGUGGAAGAUGGAGUUCUUGAUGAGAGCAAGGACGAUAACUCGGAGUCAAAAUCUGAAGUGGGAUCAAAGAGGUGUGGUAUUAUUGUUGAAUCUGAUAUCCUUCUGGGUGAGGCAUUGGAUAUGAAAAAUGAAGAAGAAGAAAAAAAGGUGGUUGAUGAUUCUACAAUUGAUAGAUUCCAAUCUGUCACUGAGAAUUAUAUUGAGCUUUUGAAAGAAAACGAGGAAAAACUGAAUGCUAGUAAAGACAUGGAAUCCGAAGAUUCAGCCACUGAGGUUUUUGCCGACAUUGUUUGUGGUGAUGUGGUGGAUCUUGCUGCUCCUCAAUCUUCAGUCAAUGCUGUUCAGGAUUUGGCGAGUGAAGUUCCAGCAAUGGAAGAUUUGGAUGUAAAUAAUUUCAGUGCCUCUGCUGCUGAUCAAGAUCAGAACCAGGAUUUUGACUUGGAAUAUGCUUCCGGAGAACAGUUUAAAGGGGAGGCUUUUAGUGAAGAUGAUGCAGAAAUUGACCCAGAAUUUCAUGGAGCUCAAGACGAAGAGGAGUCAUUUAAUGGCAAGGUCACCAGGGAUGAUGUUUGCGGUGAUGUGGUGGACCAUGCUGCUGCUUCCUUGGCUGACUUCGGAUUUGCUUCCGAAGAACAGUUUAAAGGGGAGGCCUUUAGUGAUGAUGAUGCAGAAACUGACCCAGAAUCGUCUAAUGGCGAGGUCUCCAGGGAUGAUGCAGUUGCUCAUUCGGAUAUUUCUGAAUGUUUGAUUGGUUCUAAGCGGUCAGAGAGCUGCAAAGAACCUGAAACUCCUCAAAUUCUUGACCAGGAAGAAUUCAGGAACAGCAGUGAUCAAUUCAUUAUGAAAUCAAAUAAUGACAGUGAAGUGUUCUCUGGUGAAAUGAUGGUUGCAAAUAAAUUGAAUGCUGAAAAGUUUGCAGCUGAAGAAUCUAGAGUACAGGUUGUAGUUGAUUUUUCUGAUCAAGGAAGCAUGAUUUUCGACACUGUUAAUGGUCCUUGUCAAGCCAAGGAAUCAAUGCUCGGGCUGGAAGCAAUGGUAGAUGCCAAGGAACAAGCCCUCCCUCAAAUUGAAGUAGGGGCUGAUGUGGAUGAAGCUACAGCAGAAGUACCUGCCAUGACUACCCAUGCUCGCCCUUCAACUCUGAUUGUUACUCCAGUUUCUGAAAAGCAGAAUAGUUAUUCUCAUCCGUUGACCUCUGAAGAAAAUGCCACUGAUCAAUUUGCCAGGCAAGGAAGCAUAAAUUUUAGUAAUCUCAUGGCCUACUGCCACACUGAGGAUCCAACACCCGAUGCAGAAAAGAGUCAUGAAGCACAGGUUGAUGUCUAUGAAAUUGCAGCACAAGAAUCUGAUGCGACAACUAAUGAACAGGACUCUUCGUUUUUGGACAAGACCUCAGCAGCGUCUGUGAAGCGGAGUAGUCAUCCAGGCCAGAUUUCGCAAGCUUUUUGUCAGGCAGGAUCAGACUCAGACAUUCCUUCCUUGCCAUCAUUGCCGCCAACAAGAAGUGGAAUGAUGACCCAUGUUUUGGAUGAUAACAAGGAGAACAUUGACAACAGUGGCAGAAAAUUGGAUGUUACUAGGGAAAAGGGGAAGAAAAACAAGAACACUGCUUCUGAGGACGACAACCAAUUGAAAUCACUGCAUGAUGCAAGUCUGAGGCAGCUGACAAAGAUGCUGAAAGAGAAGCUACAGAUUACGAACGAAGUCAACAAUUAUGAAGAGAAGAAUACAUCUACGGGAACAAGGCCAAGAACAGCAUUGCAGAAGCUGCCAGAGAAUCGUAUGCUCGUUGGUGAACCAGACAAAGAAAAUUGAGUGCGUGCUUACACAGAAGGCUUGAAUUGAGACAUUUUUUUUUUUCUUUUUCAAGUGUACUUCAAUUUUGAUGGUUUAAAGUGGUGAGUUCAAACAUUGGUUUGAUCCUCCAUGUUUUGUUAUCCUUUCUACACAAAUAUCAAAAUUUACAACUUUUUC
Cornus florida is the source of this 3200-nucleotide messenger RNA. RefSeq lists its product as uncharacterized. NCBI's taxonomy places the organism in Eukaryota, Viridiplantae, Streptophyta, Magnoliopsida, Cornales, Cornaceae. The record is from RefSeq and is a predicted model, not a curated record. The coding region runs from base 270 to 3041 and encodes 923 amino acids. The transcript is spliced from 6 exons.